UCUAUGGUUUUAUCAGUCCAAAGCACUGUAUGGAACACCAUUACCCACAAUCCUGCACUCUUCCUUACGCUCAGUGGGCGGAGCUCAAACGGAAACAUGGCACCGGGCGUCUUACCUAGAGUAAGGCAGGUUCUCCGGAGCCCUCGGUUGGUCUCUGCUGUGUUCUCAUGUCACGGACAGACAUUCAGCUCCGCUGCAGCAGCGCCAGACACCGCUGCUACAGAGAAGAUCUGGAACUUCCCACUCACUCAACCGGACUAUUUCCGCUUGUCUGAGCUCUUCACCAUAAAGGACCUGUUUGAAGCCCGUGUCCAUCUUGGACAUAAGAAAGGCUGCAGGCAUAGGCUGAUGGAACCUUAUCUGUUUGGUUCUCGUCUGGACACAGACAUCAUUGAUCUGGAGCAGACAGCAGAGCACCUGCAGCGGGCGCUCAACUUCACAGCUCACGUGGCGUACCGCGGCGGCAUCAUCCUGUUCGUCAGCCGCAGGCGGCAGUUCGGUCACCUGAUCGAGACGACGGCGCGGGAGUGCGGCGAAUACGCUCACACACGCUACUGGAAGGGCGGCCUGCUCACCAACGCCUCCAUCCAGUACAGCCCCGGCGUCCGGCUGCCGGACCUCAUCCUUUUCUUCUCCACGCUCAAUAACGUCUUCCAGCAGCACGUCGGCAUCCGGGACGCGGCCAAAAUGAAUAUUCCCACGAUGGGGAUUGUGGACUCUAACUGUAACCCCAGUCUCAUCACGUACCCCGUGCCCGGCAACGAUGACACUCCUGUUGCCAUGGAGAUGUACUGCCGGUUAUUUAAAAUGACCAUUAACAGAGCAAAGGACAAGAGGAGACAGAUGGAGCUUCUCAAGGGGAUUUCAGCCUCAGUUUGAAGCAGGUCGACGAGCUUCAGCAUCUCUGUCAGAGUCUGUGUGGAUGGUGUCCUCACAGAGAAAGUCCAGUAGAAAUAGGAGUCCAAAAAGUAAAAAUUCAGUUAUAUUAAUGUAAGCCCAUUUCAGCCACAGAAUAAAAAAUGUAAAAGCAACUUUUUAUCUCACAAUUUUGUUGUUUCUUUUGCUUCUCUCAGAAUUGCAAGACUUGGAAAAAUUCGAUUCUUAUUUUAUAUCCUGCUUUUCAGAGUUUUAUUCUCAUAAUAGUUCUUUUUUAUAUAAAAAUGGUAAAAGCUACUUUUUUUAAUCUAACUUCAGAUUUUUCUUCUCAAUUUACAUUUAUAUCUCACAAUUCCAUUAGUUUUUUCUCUUUUUUUCAGUUCUGAGAAUAUUUUCUCCGAAUGGCAAGAUAAAAAGUCAAAAUUGUGAGAAAAAAAAGUCUUAACUGAGAUCUUUAUAGUUUUUUCCCUCUCUCUCUCUCUCUCUCUCUCUGGUAGCGAUCAUUUCUCAUACAGAAAUAAAGAUGUCCAGCUUAAUUUGAAAAUGUAAAAUCCAAUGACUUCAAACUGAAUAUUUAUUGUUUUUAUUAUUAUUAUUAUUAAUUUCCAUUGAUUACCUGUAAUGUGAACCCAAUAAAGUUUCACAAAUCCAAA
Carassius gibelio (silver crucian carp) is the source of this 1529-nucleotide messenger RNA. Its product is annotated as 28S ribosomal protein S2, mitochondrial. NCBI's taxonomy places the organism in Eukaryota, Metazoa, Chordata, Actinopteri, Cypriniformes, Cyprinidae. Gene Ontology annotation, biological process: translation. Bases 4 to 879 code for a protein of 291 amino acids. Gene Ontology annotation, molecular function: structural constituent of ribosome. Gene Ontology annotation, cellular component: ribosome; mitochondrial small ribosomal subunit. The record is from RefSeq and is a predicted model, not a curated record. The transcript is spliced from 4 exons.